This is a messenger RNA of Pogona vitticeps (central bearded dragon), 684 nucleotides long. Its product is annotated as transmembrane protein 17B. Gene Ontology annotation, biological process: non-motile cilium assembly. The record is from RefSeq and is a predicted model, not a curated record. Lineage: Eukaryota; Metazoa; Chordata; Lepidosauria; Squamata; Agamidae. Gene Ontology annotation, cellular component: ciliary transition zone.
AUGGGCAAGCAGUGCAGAACAGCGCCUGGAGGAGAGAGUGGUCAACUACGAGCGAGAGAGCUGACCAUGCAGACGCCCCUGCCUCCCAAUCUCCGGAAGGGCUUGACUACGUUCAGUGGGUCGCUGUUCAUCAAUAACAAGACUGGGGACUGCGUUGCGGCACAGCCCUACCAGGCAGGGCAUGUGGUGCUUUCCAGCCUCCCGCUGCAGAUGAUGCUCUACUUCAACGCCUUCUAUUUCCCGUUUUGGUGCCUCUCGGAGGGAGUGAUGCUGGAGCUCAAGUAUUGCCUGUUGCCCACCUACUACCAGGUCUUGCACGUGGCCGCAUAUCUGAUGAUCAUCCUGGUCGAAGGCUCGCGCCUCUACCUUGGCUACCUUGGGAAUUUGCAGGAGAAGGUCCCAGAGCUGGCCGGCUUUGUCCUUCUGUCCUUCCUGAUAGAGACGCCCACCCUGCUCUUCAUCCUGGUCGACCCAUACGUCCUCAAGUUGCCCCUGGAGAUUGCCGUGCACCUGGUCCUCCUCCUCUUCCUCGCCUCUGAGAUCACCGCUGCCUCCUUCGCCCUCCGAGGGAUGACGAAGCAACUGGCCAUGCAGUUCUACCUGAAACAGUUCGAAGAGGGGCCGGACAGGGCCGGGCCGGGGGAGAGGAGCACCCGAGGGGGGCCCCAGUGGAGAAAGAUAUGA